This is a messenger RNA of Acanthisitta chloris (rifleman), 1070 nucleotides long. It is a transcript of the gene CUNH9orf78, whose product is annotated as chromosome unknown open reading frame, human C9orf78. NCBI's taxonomy places the organism in Eukaryota, Metazoa, Chordata, Aves, Passeriformes, Acanthisittidae. Gene Ontology annotation, biological process: mRNA splicing, via spliceosome. The record is from RefSeq and is a predicted model, not a curated record. Gene Ontology annotation, cellular component: spliceosomal complex.
GUUAAAACUUGAAGAGGCCAAAGAAGUUCAGAGCCUCAGAAAGCGACCCAAUGGGGUGAGUGCUGUAGCUCUGCUCGUGGGAGAAAAGUUGCAAGAAGAAGCAACACUUGUGGAUGACCCAUUUAAGAUAAAAUCUGGGGGAAUGGUGGACAUGAAGAAGCUGAAAGAAAGAGGCAAGGACAGGAUCAAUGAAGAGGAAGAUCUGAACCUGGGAACUUCCUUCUCAGCAGAAACCAACAGGAGGGAUGAAGAUGCUGACAUGAUGAAGUACAUUGAGACUGAGCUGAAGAAGAGAAAGGGAAUUGUGGAGAACGAGGAGCAGAAGGUGAAGCUUAAGAAUGCUGAGGACUCUCUGUAUGAGCUGCCAGAGAACAUACGUGUCUCCUCUGCCAAGAAGACUGAGGAGAUUUUUUUCAUUCCUGAAGUGGACCUGGGAAUUGAUGCAAAAAUAAAAAACAUCAUCUCUACUGAAGAGGCCAAGGCCAAGCUGCUGGCAGAGCAGCAGAACAAAAAGAAAGACAGUGAAACUUCCUUUGUUCCCACGAACAUGGCUGUUAACUAUGUCCAGCACAACAGAUUUUAUCACGAGGAGCUGAAUGCACCAGUGCGAAGGAACAAAGAGGAGCCAAAGCCUCGUCCACUGCGAGUCGGAGACACCGAGCGGCCAGAACCUGAACGAUCUCCUCCAAACCGCAAGCGUCCCCUCAAUGAAAAGGCCACAGAUGAUUAUCACUAUGAGAAGUUCAAGAAGAUGAACAGACGAUACUGAUGACCUUGGACUGAAGCCUUUGGAGUUGUUUGGAUUUUCCACUGAUAAAGGAUUUUGUGUCAGUGACCUGCAGUGGAUGUUGGGAAGAGUCACUACCUUCAACGUGAUGAUGUGUUACCUACAAAGCUUUCCCUGUGUGAUCUUGUAGUGAAUCAGUUUGCAGGUGAUUGUGAACUCUUUGGUCAGUGAAACCUUGUAUAUAAUGUUCUUAUAAAUGAAGUUUUGUAAUGGAAAAUGACCUUUCAUCGUUGGCAUUUUUUAGUGAGAAAAUUUUUGUAGAUUUUUUUUCCCACCAUCUUAA